Periophthalmus magnuspinnatus is the source of this 4642-nucleotide messenger RNA. It is a transcript of the gene crim1, whose product is annotated as cysteine rich transmembrane BMP regulator 1 (chordin-like). The record is from RefSeq and is a predicted model, not a curated record. The transcript is spliced from 15 exons. Gene Ontology annotation, cellular component: extracellular region. Lineage: Eukaryota; Metazoa; Chordata; Actinopteri; Gobiiformes; Gobiidae. The coding region runs from base 289 to 3108 and encodes 939 amino acids. Gene Ontology annotation, molecular function: protein binding; serine-type endopeptidase inhibitor activity.
GGGGAGGGUCGCAUGGCCAAUUUCUAUGUGCCUGGAUGUCAAUUUAGCUCUCAGAAUACGCUCUGGUUUGUAGCUGUCAAGCGCACAACCACUCGAGGAGGACGUGCGAAGCGACUCCACAUGAGACGCGUGGAUCAUUUUGGAUAUUUCUUUCACUUUUCUAGAGACGUUCAUUCACACUAAGAAUCAUACCAAAACUUUACAAGGGAAAGUUUGGAGUCGCUGUGGUGCGUUCAUGCCUCUUCUAUUUUGAAUCGACUGUUGGACCACGAGGUUUUUGAAGGAAACAUGUUGAGCCAGUGCGCUGUGGUCCUGCUGCUGUUGGUGGUCCGUGCGCUUUCCUCCGCUCGUGCCCAUGAGUGCACGCCGUGUAACCUGCGUGCUUGUCCGGUCAGAGCCGUGGCUGCGAGGGGCUGUGACGGUGGUCGGACGGGGGCUCGGGACCCAUGCGGAUGCUGUGACCUGUGCACGCGGCUGGAGUGGGAGCCCUGCGGGGGACAGGACUGGAGCGUAGGUUACUGCGGGCUGGGGCUGACCUGUGCCACGCUGAAUGGAACCGGACCUGCUGUCAUUCCCGAGGUUGGAGUUUGUAAAGUGCUUCCCGAUCACCCUGAGGCCGGCCUGGAGGAUCUGCGCUGCCCACUGAUUACAGGCUGUGACCGUGUGGAGGGCCAGUGUGUGUGCGACGCCCGCCACUCCUGCCUGGGCUCCUUCACUUUCCCAGAUCAGGAGAGAUGCAUGAAAGCCAGCCAGUCAGAAGGCAGAAGACACGAGCACAGGGAGCGGCACAGGGACACUAAGUAUGUGGGCCCUUCAAACCCGGCCUGUAUGUUCUCUGGUUGUAACCUGACCGCUGAGGGCUGUGUGUGUGAGUCUCAAAGCUGCCAUCACCACUUCGCCUACAUCAACCGCAGCCAGUGCCAGGAAGCUGCAGAUGCCCUGAGGUGUUCGGAUGUGACUUGUCCCCCACUGGCAGCCUCCAACUGCCCCUCGGACUCUGUGCUCACCCGAAGCUUCACGCCCCCUGCUGGCUGCUGUCCCGCUAUUGCUCCUCAGUGCACCUGUGACUUCAGCACCUGCCACAAGCCCCUGUGUCCCACUGGCCAACGGCCAGAGAGGACGAGCCAGGCCAGCGGACAGCCCGGAGACUGCUGUGAUGUCUAUGAGUGUCAGAAAGUCACCCCAAAGUGCAUGCACAAUGGAAAGGAGUUUGCAGAGGGGGACGUGUACAGGAUGGACCCCUGCUGGCUGUGUCAGUGUCGCGGGGGCAUCUCAUUCUGCUCCAAAGCCGAAUGUGCUGAGCUGGACUGUGAGAACUUCUACAUUCCUGAGGGCGAGUGCUGCCCUGUCUGCAUAGAUGUGGAAUUGCUGUCUACGGAUAGCACUAUGGCGAGCUGCUGGGUGAAUAAUAAGCUGCGAACUCAUGAGGAGAAGUGGAAAGAGGACGACUGCACCUUCUGCCAGUGUGUGGAUGGAGAGCCCCACUGCACUGCUAUGGCCUGCAAACAGAGCUGCCAGAACCCAGUCAAGAUCCCUGGAGAAUGCUGUCCAUUCUGUGAAGAGCCGUCCUAUGAGACCGUUAGCCCUCUGCUGUGUCCGCCCCUGGAGAACUGCACUUUGUCUGGUACCGAGUGUCCCUAUGGCUUCCUGACAGAUGAAAAUGGAUGUCUUCUUUGCCAGUGUCUCAGCAACGACUCCUGCCCUGCCAUAGCAUCGUACUGCUCCCUGCAAUGCCCCAUGGGAUACGAGAGGGAUGACUUUGGCUGUGAGGUGUGUGAAUGCCACAUCCCAGUGCCCAAGUGCCGACCUCUGAGCUGCACCAAGACCUGCCCCUAUGGAUAUGUGAGGAACAAGCAUGGAUGUGAGAUGUGCCGCUGCGUCAAGUGUCCUCCAUUCACCUGUGACAAGCACUGUCCCGAGGGAUACCGGCAGAACAAGAAGGGCUGCUCCAUCUGCAUGUGCAAAGAAAGCGAGCAAGCUGCGGUCACCACGGCAACAGUACCUAUGCCCAGCUUCUGCCUCACCUCAAAUGGACAUCGGUAUGAAGAGGGUGACAGCUGGCAUGAUGGAUGCAGAGACUGUUACUGCCACUCAGGGCGAGAGAUGUGUGUGCUCAUCUCCUGCCCAGUACCCAGCUGCCCCAACCCAGUGGUCAGGCCGGACCAGUGCUGCCCCACCUGUGAGGAUGAGUCAGGCAGUGGUCAGGCCGAGGGCAUGGACAUGGUGGUAUGCAGGGCGCCUGGAGGAGAGUUCUACGUGGAGGGGGAGACCUGGGACCUGGAUGAGUGCACGCGAUGCACCUGUCGGCGCGGUAGAGUCCUUUGUGAUACUGAACAGUGUCCUCCAGCUUUGUGCCAUUCACCCAGGCGAAAUAAGGACACCUGCUGCCACGUGUGCCCAGAGAGUCCCCUGUUGCCAGUGAACAGGAGCCAACAUGACUACUGCAUCACCAGUGAUGGAGAUGUGCUUCUGUCUGGAGACUCAUGGAGGGCCAAUGCCUGCACCAGCUGCACCUGCAACAACGGCACCAUUGAGUGUUUCUCCCAGCGCUGUCCGGCCGCCAGCUGCAGAGUGCCCGUCCUGCGCAAGGGCCAGUGCUGCCCACACUGUCUGGAAAUGACCACGUCAGUUCCAGUGAUGAUGUCGACCAGUACUCCUAAGAAGGCCAUCACAGCUGGAGUGGACAGAGAUGUGUGGAUUAAUACUGUCACUGUGCCUCCACUCAUCAUUCAAACAGAUGAGCCUCAUCUGGGAGAAAACUUCCCUAGCCAAGCAGAGAUGGCCCUCAUCUACCAGUCUGCAGCCUGGAUUCUGGCCGGUCUCCUCCUGGCCAUCAUCAUCUUCAUCAUUGUGGCGUUGCUGAUCAACCGGAAGAAGAAGUGGGUGCAGAUGUCUUGCUACAGUGCACCAAAAAAGACUGUAAUACUGAAGAAACAUGUCAAUAAAAACUCAGUUGUGUACAUGGAGCCAUCGAAGGAGAGUAAAUUCCAAAAUGUGAAGAAUGACUGUGGCCUGCUCCACUUCUCUCCUGACCUGAGCUCCUCUUGUGCGGAUAAGAUGACCAUCCCCAGAGCCAAGCUGAGCAUGGUCAACGACUGGACACGCUAGAGUCCAACCACACCCAGCCUUACCCCUGUUCUCACGGGACAUUAGAUUUAUGCACUGUGAGACAGACACGUCUUGUCCAUAUCGUGUGGCUUUCAACCUAAACUCUGGCAGUUGGGUUGUGUGAAGAGGAAGAUGGACAAUCUAUGGCCACUCAAAAACCUGCCUCACUACAGAUGACAGCAACCAGAAAAACAGAAUAUGACUGUCAUCAUGUGAAAUGUGUGAAACUGAGAAAACAAAAUCAAAGCUUUAGGACUUGUGACAUGUGUAUAACCAUGCUGCUUAAGUGUGCAGCAGUGGACAGAACUGAUUUUAUGGGCAGUAAGGCCAAAGGAACUGAUAAUCCUAUUGGAUUUACCUGCUUUAGAAUGUGUGCUUUCCAUCAUAGUUUUUGUAUAUUUCUACAGUAUUUGUACUUGUGCUGUUCUUGGCCUUCUUUUAUUAUUCUGGGUGCCUCAGAGGGGCCAAGGAGAAAAUGGCAGUCUAAACAUUUCCCCUUACCAACUUUAGGAGUGACAUGUAUUCUAUAUAUAGUAUAACAUUUUCAAUAAGUCAUUCCGUGUACGAAGCCGGACGCCGUACAAUUUGUUCUUAAGGGUCACAGUGCAUCUUGCAUUUAAAAGCUUCAUGAUGUGAUAAUUGUAAAAAAAAAAUCCUACUGAGGAACAUUCACAACUGUGCCAUUAUCAUAGACUGUAUAUGACUAUGAUUACCUAUCACUACUUGUAUUUAAGGUGGAGCUACCAGUCAGUGAAUGUUUGCCAUGUUAUGCCUUCAUUUGAUUGCCUUAAAAUGUUUUAAGUUACUGUCCAACACAUUUUAGAAACCAUACUUUGUUUAAAAUCCUUGCAGUUUUUAUACAAUAUAGUUGUGAAAAUGUACAUGAAAAUAAGGUAGUUUGUUGGUAAAUGUGAUGGUAGACAUUACAGUGUGUUAGUGGAAUAGCACUUUUCUUGUAGGUGUUUUGUUAGAAAGCCCACUGGCGGAUUCUUGUAGGGAUAAAGGUCCUAAUCAGGGAUUUGAGAGCAUAUGAAGCACAUGGACAUGUUAAACCACUCCAGUGAACAGCGGAUCUGACCAGUCUGCUCCAUAAAGGAAAGGACUGAGGGCUUUGGAUUCCAAAUGUCAAUUGUUUGCCAGUUUCUCUCCUUUUUCUCUGAAAACUUGGUGGGCAACCAGUUCUUAUUGAAGUGUAGUUGAUUUGUCUCUUUUUGAAUGAUGAUAUUUUGCUUUAAAUGGAGGCGACAGUAAAAGCUUCUCCGUGUAAAAAGUAGUUUAAAGUAGUAGACAACAGAGUACCUUAUUUAUUUUUUCACAUAGCUUUAUUUAUUAAUACUAAACUAUAGUUUUUUUCCUUUGAAAAUGCCCUUUGGUAGCCAAAGCUGUUGUACAUUUUAGACCAUUUUCCUUUUCUAUCUGCUUUAUUCUAUCCAACCUUAUUUAUUUGUGUUGCUCGGUAAACCAUGUAAAUAUGUUGCCUUGAUGAACUGUAUGUUUACACUCAUUUUGACCAAUAAAUGUGUGAACCAAAGGA